AUGCUGAGUGUGGCAUGUAGUAGAUGUUUGUGGAGGACUGUUGGUUUACAUAAGAGACCAGUUCUAAUAGCAAAACCUGGGAAGGACAGAGGACUCCAUGUGUCAUCCGUAAGAAACACCAUCAUGCCAGCCUGGGUGAUUGACAAGUACGGGACGAAUGAUGUCCUGCGCUUCAAUGAAAAUACCCUCUUCCCUGUCAUCCAUUACCCCAAUGAAGUCAUCAUCCAGGUCCAUGCUGCAAGUGUGAACCCCAUUGAUGUCCAUAUGAGAAAUGGUUAUGGAGCUGCCAGCCUGAAUAUGACUCGUGAUCCUCUGAAAAUGAAGAUACCAGGAAGUGAGUUCCCUAUAAUUCUAGGAAGAGAUGUUUCCGGAGUUGUGAUGGAGUGUGGACUUUCAGUAAAAUACUUUAAACCUGGAGAUAAGGUCUGGGCAGCAGUCCCUCCAUGGAAGCAGGGCACCUUUGCAGAAUUUGUUGUUGCAAGUGCCAAUGAGGUAUCCUUGAUGCCAAAGUCACUUAGUCAUACAGAAGCUGCUUCCUUACCUUAUGUUGCCCUCACGGCAUGGGCUGGCCUUGUUAACAGCUGCGGUUUGAAAAAGGAAACCUGUCCAGGAAAACGUGUUUUAAUAAUUGGUGCAUCUGGAGGAGUUGGCACAGCUGCCAUCCAGUUAUUAAAAGCAUGGGGGGCACAUGUGACUGUUGUUUGCUCUGGAGGAGCUCAAACAUUGAUGAAUGACCUGGGAGCUGAUGAUGUUAUUGAUUACACUACAGCAAGCCUAAAAGACCAACUGAAGACAAGAGACCUAUUUGAUGUUAUGUUUGACAAUGUAGGUGGAACAAGUGAAGAGCUGGCUCUUCAGUACCUUAAGCCAUGGUCUGGAGCUUCAUACUGCACACUGGUUACACCUUUUCUGUAUAACACUGACCGGAUGGGUAUAGCAGAUGGAAUGAUGCGUUCGGGUUUUACUCUGGGAUCAAAAGUGAUAAAGCAUCUCUGCAAAGGGAUCCACUACCGCUGGGGUUUCUUUACCAACAGUGGGCCAGCCUUGGAUGAAAUUGGUGAAAUUGUGGAUGCUGGCAAGAUGCGGCCUGUUGUUGAAAAAGUGUUUCCAUUUUCUGAUGUCCCACAAGCCUUUGAUAAGCUAGAAGCAGGAAAUGCACGAGGAAAAACAGUAAUUCAGGUCAUCGACCUAAAACAAUAA
Molecule: messenger RNA, 1200 nt
Organism: Staurois parvus
Lineage: Eukaryota; Metazoa; Chordata; Amphibia; Anura; Ranidae
Source: the annotation of a GenBank genome assembly